UGUAAAUAUGUCAGAUGAUUGAAAGGUAAACAAUCGACAAGAUAAGCUUUGUGAUCGCAGUUUUUUUGUUAAAGGACUUGAAAAAUCUGUGCUUUAUAUGAUAAAUAUCCGUUUACAUGUUUAAUUAAUAAAUACGGUGAACAUGUUUGCCAAUGACAAAAAGCAUUUAAUUGACAAUUCGAUUGACGGUUUUCACACUGAAAGUAGAAGUGCAUGGAAGAAAAAUGGAAGGAACAACUUCAUAAAAACACUGCUGACGAUUUGCAUCGCUAGUUGUUUGGGUGCAUUAGGAACGUGGUUUGCUCUAGGAUAUUGGGACAUUCAAGAUCAGAAAACACAUACUGAUUUGCCAAGCACCGUGACUGCUCAACCACAUGUACAGCAGACAGGACAGACUAUCAAGCAAGCGCCGCAGUGUUCCCAGACACCAGCCAGUUCCCGCGUGGACUGCUGGCCACAGUAUGUGGGAGCCAACCAACAGACAUGCGAGGAAAAGGGCUGCUGCUGGCUCCCGGCAGGCACAAGUACAAGGAGACUGGGCGAUGUUCCUUAUUGCUUCUAUCCGAGCAACUACCAGGGAUACAAGGUGGACAGUGUCACCAAGACCGCGUCUGGUUACCAGGCAACACUACAUUUGUCUGGACCCUCCACCUGGCCCAACGACGUGCAGAAUGUGAACGUGGAUGUGACGUUUCAGUCACCAACUACUGUUCGCGUGAAGAUCUAUGAUCCUGCAACACAAAGGUAUGAAGUACCUAUCAAGACGAAUGCAACAAAGACACCAGGGAUGACAGAUUAUGAUGUGGCCAUAUCUCCUCAAGGGACUGACUUUACAAUAACAAUAACAAGAAAGUCCACAGGCACAGUCAUUUUUAGCAAUGCCAAUUCGGCCCCAUUAGUGUUUGCUGACCAGUUCCUACAGUUUGGUACCCAGCUAAGCAGUGCUUACCUGUACGGGUUGGGAGAACACCGGGCACCAUUCCUCAUCAGUACAAACUGGUCAAAACGGGGCUUCUGGUCCAGGGACCAGCCUCCCACACUGGAUGCAAACCUGUAUGGUGUUCACCCUUUCUACCUGAAUGUUGAAGACCACAAGAACACACAUGGUGUCUUCCUGGUCAACAGCAAUGCAAUGGAGAUUGAGGUAUCCCCACAGCCGGCCUUAGCGUACCGUACCACAGGGGGCAUCCUAGACUUCUACAUCUUCACUGGCCCCAGCCCUGACAGUGUGAUCCAGCAGUAUACGGGGCUGAUAGGGAGGCCCUUCAUGCCCCCUUACUGGGCCCUGGGCUUCCACCUGUGUCGCUGGGGAUAUGGUGGAGUAGACCCCCUGAAAGCCGUCAUCAAGAGGAUGCGUGAUGCCAAGAUGCCCUAUGACACUCAGUGGAAUGACAUUGACUACAUGCGAGACCACCUGGACUGGACCUACGAUGCUGAUGGCAAAUAUAAAGGCCUGCCUGAUGUUGUUGCUGAUCUCCAUAACAAUGGGCAACACUACAUCAUGAUUAUUGACCCUGGCAUAAGUAACAGCCAGCCCGCAGGCUCCUAUCCCCCGUAUGAUGACGGGCUGAAGAAAGGCAUUUUCAUCAUGAACACAGAUGAUUCAGGUCCAAUUAUUGGCAAGGUAUGGCCUGGUACAACUGCAUUCCCAGACUUCUUUCACCCCAACGCAACUGCCUACUGGACGUACCAUGCCAAUUCUUACCACAACAUUGUGCCAUUUGAUGGCAUUUGGAUAGACAUGAAUGAACCCUCAAAUUUUGUGCAAGGUUCUACAUCAGGUUGCCCCAAGAAUGACCUUGAAAACCCUCCAUUUGUACCUCCAGUGAUCCUUGGCCAGUCCCUAUCAGACAAGACACUGUGUGCGUCUGCAAAGCAAGCUAUCUCCACCCACUACAAUCUGCACAGUCUCUAUGGACACAGUGAGGCCAUAGCAACCAAAAUGGCAUUGGACUCGAUCAAGCAGAAGAGAAGCAUAGUAAUAUCGAGAUCAACAUAUCCUACCUCGGGUGUACACACUGGACACUGGCUCGGGGACAAUAAUGCGCAGUGGCCGGAUAUGUACUACUCUAUACCAGGUAUUUUGAACUUCAACCUCUUUGGAAUUCCAUUUGUUGGUGCGGAUAUUUGCGGGUUUAUGGGGGAGACCACUCCAGAACUGUGCACUCGUUGGAUGCAGCUGGGCGCAUUUUACCCUUUUAUGAGGAAUCACAACAUGCUGCUGACCAGGGACCAGGACCCUGCCUCAUUUGAUACAACCACACAGAAUAUCAUGAGGGACGCCCUCAACCUGCGUUACACGCUCCUGCCCUACCUGUACACUCUGUUCUACAUAAGUCAUGUGUAUGGCACACCAGUUGUUAGACCAAUAUUCUUCUCUUAUCCAGAGAGUGAGAACAACGUGACGUACUCAGUGGACACACAGUUCAUGUGGGGAGAUUCUCUGCUGAUCACACCAACCACCUCACAGAACACACUGAAGGGGCAGGGUUACCUUCCCAAGGACCGCUGGUACGACUGGUUCAAUCACUCCUACAUUGACUCAACAGGUUACCUAGGAGACUUUGACCUGCCCAUGGAACACAUCAACCUCCAGGUGCGCGGAGGCUCCAUCAUACCCCUACAGGCACCUGAAGUAACAACCACUCUCUCGCGUAAGAACCCAUUCUCCCUGCUGGCCACACUGACUCCUGGUGGUGCUUCCCAGGGCAUGCUCUACUGGGACGAUGGAGAAUCCCUUGACAGCAUCACAAGUUCAGCUUACAACCUUAUCUAUUUUAGGAUAGUAAAGCACGUGCUGACUUCAACGGUUGCUCUGCCUGGUUACCAUGGUGAAGCCAUGACCCUGGGUCAGGUCACUGUCCUGGGUGUGGAGAUAGCCCCCACAUCAGUCACCAUCAAUGGACAGGUGAAAACUACCGACUACAACUACAGCAACAAGGCUCUUCAAAUCUACAAUUUGUCAUUGGACCUUCUUAAGCCCAUCAACAUCAACUGGACGGUCUAGUCAACUUACCCCACCCUCCUCUGUGUGUGUGUUUGAUCCACCUUAAUCCAGCCACCUCUAUGAUGACUUACCUUAUACCAUCAAUCUCUGUUCGGAUUCUUUUUCCCUAUUAUGUACUUUUGAUGUGCUGAAUAUGAUGGUUAAAAAGUAAAUGUAUGAUCUCUUUAAAGCAUAACAAAGAGUUGCAAUAUAUGUCUUAUUUAGUCUAGAUGCAUGAUUAUCUCCCUUGAUCAAAUAUACUGUUAUAAACAGGUGAUAUGUUUUUUAUUAGCAAGGCUGUUUUCGUAGAAAACCCGAGGUAUUGUCAUAGCCUGCUCGUCGUCUGCCGUCCGCCGUCCGGCGUCGUGCUAAAACCUUUACAUUGGCUCUUAAAUCAAAGUGCUUCCACCUACAACUUUGAAACUUCAUAUGUUGAUGCACCUUGAUGAGUUCUACAUGCCACACCCAUUUUGGGUCACUAGGUCAAAGGUCAAGGUCACUGUGACCUCGAAAAAAAAAAAUUCUGACAAGCUUUCGCAGCCAAACGUGGCACCCGUUAUGCGGUGCUCUUGUUUAAUAAUAUAGUGGAUUAACACUUAUUUUAUACAUUUUUAUUUGAAAUAUUUGUGAGUAUAUAACAAUUAUUAUUUUUGUACCCUACCGGUGAAACCGGAGGGGACUUAUGGUUUGCGCUCUGUCAGUCUCUGUCUGUCAGUCUGUCUGUCAGUCUGUUCGUCACACUUUUCUGGAUCCUGCGAUAACUUUAAAAGUUCUUGAUAUUUUUUCAUGAAACUUAAAACAUGGAUAGAUGGCAAUAUGGAGAUUAUGCACGUCAUUUCAUUUUGUUCCCAUGUCAAUAAUUAUGGUUGCUAUGGCAACAAAUAUAUAUAUAUAUAUAAAAUUCUGACAAUGGUGGAGUUUCACCGGUAGGGGACCAUAUUGCUUGGCUAUCUCUUGUUUUAAUUCCAUUUAAUUGUUUGCUUUUUAUCGUGAAUCUUUCAUUUAUGAGAGCUUAGCAUCAAAUACAUGUAUGAUAUUGUUGAUGUUUUGUGUAAUACUUGUUUGUGUAUCGUUUGCAACACUAAUGGCAGAUUGCAUAUGCAUAAAUUCCAAAUAAUUCUUAGUUUUUGUGAUCACCUUUUGUUCUUCUUGCAUAGUCAACAUUUGCCUUGUUAAUACUCUAGAGACAUUAAUUUUCAGAUCUUCAUGAAACUAAGUCAGAAGAUUUUUUCAAUUAUAUCUUAGACAAGUUAAAAAAUGAUUCCAGUCUGCUAAAAAACAUGGCCGCCAGGGGGCGGGGCGUUUUUCCAUAUAUAGCAUUAGUAAAACCUUGUUAACACUCUAGACACAUUUAUUUUCUAAUCUUCAUGAAACUUGGUCAGAACAUUUGUUUGAAUGAUAUCUUGGGCUGCACAGAACAGAUCAGUUCCUUUGUAUAUCAGGUGAGCGACUUUGGGCCUUCCAUGCCUUCUUGUUUAUAAUUGAGCCAAUUUCUGUGAAUACUGGGUUAAAUACAUUUGUGUAAAGAAAUGUGCCAUAGUAGCCUGUGCAGACAGGCUAAUAUUGUUAUUACUGGUUUGAGCACGGGAACGGAUAAAAAAGGAAUAGUUGACAAUAAGAUUGAAAGUUGUCAAUCCGUAAGCAGGUCCUUUUAUUUGUAUCAUAUGCUUUUAAACGCAUUUGCUUUUAAUAACCCAUUGUAUCAUAUGCUUUUAAACGCGUUUGCUUUUAAUAACCAAUGGUGCAUUUAUGGUAUUAUAUGCUUCUUAUGAAUGAAUAAUUUUUAUAUAGGACUAAAAUUCGUUUUCUUGAUAAGGAUAUCUUAAUUAUCAAUUUAAUACUAAAUUAUUUGUCAGUAUUCACCUUGAUUUAUAGUAAGAGAAAUACUUUUGUGAAACAAAAAUUGUGUUUAUUUAUGGUAAAUUUGGUCUGUGAUUAACACAGUAUGUUCAUAAUCAAGAGCAUUAUCAAUGUAGGCAUUUCAUUUUUUUGUUUGAAGGAAGUGUCUUCUUAACCAAAUUCCAGUUCAGGAAGAAAGUGUUGCCCCUGCUUAGCCUGCGUGUACUGCACAGGCUAAAUCUGGGACAACACUGUAUGCACAUGUGUUAGACCUCAUUUUCCGAUAUUGAAGCCCAUAUUUAUUAUUGAGGGCGAUUCUAUUUUGGCAUUAGAUGUCUGUGACAUCAGGUAGGCUCUAGUCAGAAGCUUGUGAAAUGUUUGCUUGACAGGCAUAGAUUAACUGUCUCUCUGGUCAUUAUGUUUAUCCACCAUUGUGAUCAUAUUUUGUUUACAGUAUAACCGUGACUUGUGUGAAGGUUGUAGCCAUACUUAUGUUAUGUUCAUGUUAUGGUUCAUAUGACUUUUAUGAAGACCCUCUGAUUACUAACAAUAUUCAUUAAUAUUUAAGAAAAUGCAAUGUCUUUUACAAUUAAAAUUCUUAUUAUUUUAGUUUCUCAUAUGAUUAAUUGAAAAUGAUCACCUCAAAAUCAAUUUGGCACAAUAAUUAUUAUUAGUAAUAAUAAGCAUUGCUUUAAUGUGUGGUUUUAAAUGGAAUUUUGUUUCUCUGUGUUGUUUGUCAUUCUAAGCGUGUGUGAUAUUUGUUUAUGUUACCCAAACAUAAUUAAUUGGUGCUUACCAUAUUAUAAGAAUUAAAACUAAUAGUAUCAAUAUUGUAUUAUUCUGUUUAUGGUUGGAAAUAAAAAGUUUUUUAUUCAAA
Messenger RNA from Dreissena polymorpha, 5702 nucleotides. Its product is annotated as lysosomal alpha-glucosidase-like. Gene Ontology annotation, molecular function: carbohydrate binding; alpha-1,4-glucosidase activity. Lineage: Eukaryota; Metazoa; Mollusca; Bivalvia; Myida; Dreissenidae. The transcript is spliced from 21 exons. Bases 143 to 3007 code for a protein of 954 amino acids. Gene Ontology annotation, biological process: carbohydrate metabolic process. The record is from RefSeq and is a predicted model, not a curated record.